UCUUGAGUUUCCUAUCACUUGAGUCCGAUCAUUUGACAAAUUAUAAUAAAACAUUUAUUUUGGUUUCCAAAUUUAAUAUAUAUAUAUAUAUAUGUUUUAUAAAUUAUGAAAAUUAAAUUUGAUCCAAUUUUACUUUGAGAUGUUAAAGGUCUCUACAUUCUAUGGCCAGUUCUACCAGUCAUAUAGUAUAAAAUAUUGUAUGUAAUGAUUAAACUAGAAAUUUUAAGUAUUUAACCUGUCAUUUCAUUUUUGUAAGGGUGCGAAAGUUACAAACCGCAAGAUGUAGUUAAUAGUAACAAAAAAGCCUCUCUAUAUAUCUAUAUAUCUAUAUAUAUAAAAAUAUGUUCGCCUCAUUCCUGCUUUGCCACGUGGAAAGUCGAUGUCUGACAGGCCGACACGUGUCCCAGCUGUAUUAAACGCAUCACUUCAUUUAAUCUGAAAAUUUGUUGGGCUUUUAUCGUUAGGGAAAUAUCUAUAGUGUUUUGGGCUACUAUUUUCUGAUUAUGUAUGCGGCCCGUCGGCCCGUCGGCCCAACCUCGAUAACCCUAAAUCUAAUGAAGCAAAGAAACGUAAGUCGUCUCUCUCCUUCUUUCUGCGGCGCUUGGAAACGUCUGAGCUUCUUCCAAAUCUCUGAAACGUAGGUCGUCUCUCUCCUUCUCAUUUAACAUAUUUAUAAUACUUAUGUUUUUUAUUGCCACUGUAAAAAAGUAUUUUAUUUAUUAACUCCAUUAAAAAUAUUAACAGUUAGCCAUUAAACUAAAUUAUUUUAACAAAACAAUUAAACAACCACAAAAUGAAAGCUCACGGAGUUGUUAUAAUAUAUAUUAGCCGACCAUUUUUUUCUAAUUGAAAUUGUACUCACACAUAAAAAACUACACCAGUAUUAUAUAAUAUUCAACUUUUUUCAGAUUAGAUGUUGUUCUAAUUUUUUCACACUAAUUAAGAAAAAUGUUAAAUGUUCCGUUUACCCCUAUUUAGUUAUUUAAAACUUAUUGAUUCUUUUCUACUAUUAUGUAAGGAUUAAACAAAAUUAACACAUAUUAAUUCAAAAGCAUACAACCUCACUCACACCACAUCUAAUUUUUCAUGCGGUAGACCUGUGGUAAUCAUUUCCUCGCACAGAUCAUUCUGUAAAGCAAACAACACUAACACAUAUUAGUUCCAAAGCAAAUCUAAGACACUACCAAUAAGAGCUAAAAUGUAUUUUCUCCAUGCCCAAACAUCUUAACAACCAUAAACAUUAUUAUACAUUUUUUCAAAUCCUAACAUAAAACACAUGCAAAGAAAAUAUACAAUAAUAUAGACAUAUACAUCAUACGUAAAUUAUAUCCCGCCCGUAGGGCGGGCCGAUCCUAGUAUAUUUAUAUGUUUUUGUUACUAUUAAAACUAGGAAAAGAACCCGUGCGAUAUCGCACGGGAGCUCAUUUUGUAAAAAUAUUUCUCGGAAACUCAUUUUGUAACAAUAUGUAACAAUGGAUAUCAUACUGAAUAUAUGUUGAUUUAUGUUGAUAUGAUCUUUUUCAUUUAUAAUAUGAUCUUGAAUUUUGAAAGUUCUUAUAAAACGCUAACAAUUAUUAUAGUACUAUUUGUUAGAUCUCUAAAUACUAUUUAGGAUAAGAUGAUAUUAAGAUAUAAAUUCUCUAAAAUUCCAUCGGUUUCUCAAUCAAAAAUUUUAAAUUUGGACUAAAAUACAAAAAUAACAAAUAGAACUCUUUAUGUUCAUGUUUGUUUCUUCAAACAUAUGUGAAAAUCGUUUAAUAUUACAUUUCUCCAUUUUAGUCUAUUUGUGAUUGUUAAUUUUUUUGUUGUGAUUUGUCAGUGUUCACAACUCUUUGUAUAGAUGACCAAACAUUGCAAUGUAAUAACUGAUAGUUCAUUUUAAUAAAAACAGUUGACAAAAAAUAAAAAGAUAACCAAACAUUGCAAUGGUUAGAUAAUGAUUACAAUGGUUAAGACCGAAAAUUACAAUGAUUUAUCAUCAAUACUUUUUUUUGUCAGCAUCAUCAAUACUACAAUUAGCAAUAGUUGCAAUGAUUUAUCAUUAAAGAUGGCAUUGGUUUUUCGAUAAGUUUCAAUUUGAAAAGUCACAUCUGUUCAUUUGAAAAGUUACAAAAUUUAGAUUUCCAUAACUAUUAGUUAACUAACUUGGUAUACGAAAUUAUUUCCUUUUUCUUCUUCUUCAGAUUAUUUCUCCAAUUACUUGUGGCAGAAAAGAUGUAGCUGGAGAUUGAGUGCGUCAGUUUUUAGAGAAGAGUUCGUACGGGAUCAAUGUUGUACAUAGCAAUGAAGACUAACUACAUUGCAGUAGAGAUGUUCUCGAAAAGGAGAAAAUUUUCAUGGAAACAGACUCUACACGGGUAAGCUCCUCUCUUCCAUAAACUGAUUUGUAAAGUUUUUUUCACUACAAUGUUUCAAGAAAAAAAACUUGAUAUACGACCAACCCAUGGGUGCAAACCUUAGAUAAUGACUGCACCAAUAGUAUUUCCAAAAGUAUAUUGAUUUGUAUAAACUUUUUUCUGUUCCAGACCUGAUAAAUAUAUUCACUGCUAUCAACAUUUUUAUCAAAUUUAACUUGUGGAAAAUUGGUUUUUAAAAAUUAGAAAUUGUUUGUUUAGAUUUUCUAAAAAUUAUAGUAUAUAGAUCUGUAAUUUUGCACUAACAAAUACACAACUCUUGAGACAAAUAAUUGUACAAUCAUAUUUUUUGGGAUAUUAACAUUAUUUAAAAAGUUAAUAUAUCCAAAUGAAAAUACACAACUUUUAAAAUUGAUAUGUUUUAGAAUUGUUUGUUGGAAACACACAUAUAUAAAUUGACAACUUUUAAAAUGAAAAUUAUGCUUUGAGAAGUCAUGGACAUAGCUAUUUAUAGAUUUUUAAAAAAUUUGUUUGAAGAGUCACAUCGUUUCAAUUUAAAGGUUAUUUUUAUUGAAAUAAUAAUUAUAUGAAAAAGUCACAAUUUUUCAAUAUAUAGGAUCACAUUUUUAAAUAUAUACAGUUAUUUUAAAAUAAAAAGACAUAACUUUUAAAUAAAAAGACACAAUUUUUAAUUGUUGAAAACAUGUAACUUUUCAGGUUCACAAUCUUUGGAAUUAAUUGAGAUCGCUGUUAUUAGUAGAUUAUGUAGUUGUUUGCAUGUUGGUAUUCAGACCUUAAAUUAAGCAUUUUUUAAAGGAAGAUGAGGUGUGUCGGCAACUUACGAAUCGGACAAACACGCAAUUAGAGAUGAUGGUUGGUUAUUUCAAAAAUAAUGAAAACAAAUUGGAUUGUAAACCCUAUCCAAGCCCAUGUCAUGAUAUUGAUAAAUACUAUGUUUAUUAUAGGCACAUCUAGUUCAUAUUUAACAUGCCAUUCAAUUACCCUUUAAUUUAUAUGAAGUGUGUAUUGACACGAAAAAACAAACAUAUUAAAUUAUAAAUACGUUAACUUACGAUAUAUUCGAGAAGUGCAACUUCUUCAGGUAUCAAUUUCUAUCCACCUGACCUACUUAAAUCGCAGAUGAAAUUAUUCGUUUGUUCGUAAUCUUCUUCUUCCUUUUGUUUAAGAAUGAGAAGAACUAUAUACAUAUUAAUUUACAUUAAAUUUUUUGUAAAAAGGGUUUUCAAAUUUACCAAUGUAUAGUAGUAUGACAUGUUGUGUAUCAAAAUAUGACGAGGUAAAGAAAAUGAGAACAGACGGGAUGUGGUAGCUCGUUUGGUAAAGACCUUGGGGGCCAACUGUCAUGCUCCCGGGUUCGACGCCAGGCAGAGGGGAACUGCCCAUCCUGUCAUCAAAUGCGGUACUGGGUGUUGGGCCUUGUCCUCAGCCCAGGUUUAAGCCCUCCCGGGUGAAGUGGACCGCUGCCUAACCGGGCCCAGGGAAUGAUCCACGUAAGUGGAGAACCCUGGAUUAUCAAAAAAUAAAAAAAAAAAAUGAGAACAAUUAAAGUUAUUUUCUCCAUUACAUAAAACUUGUACAUAUUUAUAUACUCACAAUAUGAACUAUAUAUACUUAAAACUAUCUAAACUAUUAAGGCAGAAGUACGAAUAAAUCUUACUCCUUAAAGUUGCACAAAUAUUACAUCCCUAUGCCACUAUUAAAACUAUGUCGUUUUACUUACUCUCUUUUUCUUCCUAAUUCGUUGAUACAUAUCAACUAAACAAACCUUAUAUUAUUCUGGGCUUACAAUUUCUAAAUGGCCCAAACAUACUUAUUUAGGUAUAUGUGUAUAUCAAAUAGAUUUUGCAUAGACUAUCGUAAUUAAUUCAACUUCUUUCCUUCCAUAAUACAAACCAUUCCUAAAACUAUUCCUACAUUUACGAUAUUUAAAAAACAAAUCAACACAGAAUAUUUUUUCCUAAUUCUACGCAAUCAGCAUUGAAAAAAAGGAUCAAUAUAACUAACGAAAUCACAUAAUUAUCUUGCCAAAAACUUGGUUACCAAGUAAUUCUUAUCUUUAAAGAUCGAAUAUUCUCUUUUUCCUAUUAAAUAAAAAAAUAUGAAUGUACAUUAAAUAAUUUUACAAAGAUUUUGCCAUUGAUUCUGCGUUUAAAUUAUAACUACCAAAAUUUACCAUUUAAUUAUUACGAUAUUAACCUAACGGGAUCCCAUUUGAUAUGCCAACUAUAUAUACAUAUCUCCUCAAGUUGCAUCGAUAUCAUAUCAAAUCAAAGAAUAAAAAAAAACCUCAAUAUGUCUAACCUAACGACAUUUGUUCCUCUCACAAAACUCAGGCCAUUCAAAGACAACUGGAGAAUUCAAGUGAAAUGUUUACAUUCGUGGAAGCAAAACACACCUUUUGCAGGCGAUACUUUCGAGAUGGUGUUAGCAGAUCAAUGGGUAAGUUUUGUAACACACGUUUCUUCCUUUCAUUGUAUUACUAAUGUCAUGAAUCUAACUAAUAUGACCGUGUUUUUGUUAGGGUAACAAGAUCCAUGCUACUAGCAAACGAUCUCUCAUGCAACGGAUUCAACGUGUCUUACCUAUAGAUUCUUGGGGAGUUAUUGAACACGUUACUGUGACUCCAGCUGGUGGUCAAUAUCGAACAACCAACUACAAAUACAAGAUGGUUAUAGCAGAAGACGCUGUGCUAUCAAGAUCGGAUUUAGUUGAUGAUAGAGUUUUUAUAUCGCUUGCUAAUUAUGAAGAAAUUGAGAAUGGAACCAAAAAGCAAGCUUUUCUCAUUGGUAAUCUCUGUUUAUGUUAUAUUCAUAUUGUUUUAAAACUAUACUGACAUGCGUUUGAUAUAUAUCGUUACCUAUGUUUCUAUUUGUUAUCUUACAGACGUGAUAGGAAGAAUUCAUGACCUUGGUGAUGUACAGACUGUACAAGUUUCUGGCGAAGACAGAAAGAGGGUUCUGUUUCGCUUAGUUGAUGCAGAGUUAGUUUCAAAACAUUUUGUUUUUGUUAUCUUAUACACUUUAUUUUGUUCUUUUCUUUGACUAAAUAUCAUUCUUUGAUAUCGUUAGAGGAAACAAUCUUGCAUGCUGUCUGUGGGGAACAUAUGCUGAGCAACUUGAACCGUUUUCUCUAAACGGAAAGGAUCAAACAAUUAUUUGUUUGAUCAGGUUUGCAAAAAUCAAGGAAUUUAGAGGUAUUUUUUUUUUGACUCUUAUAACAUUAGUUGAUUAAUAUAUUUUUUGUUUGAUUGAAUUCAAAGCCUAUGUUUAAUGUUUUAUAGGCGAGCUGCAAAUCACUAAUGCUUUUGAUGCGACACGACUGUUCCUGAAUGCAAUGAUCCCUGAAGUUUCUAAUAUAACUCAAAGGUUUUGCUUCUGUUAUGAUUAUGAUUUAUAUAUUAUUACAUGCCUAUCUUAUAAAACUAAUUUUUAAAUGUCCAAAUUGAAAUGCAUUUAAGGCUGUCAAAUGAUGAUCUCUCUGUUGCUCUGGUCCCAAAACCGUCUGGAAAGAAGGAUGGUAAAAGAAUGUUGUAUAACUGGAAUGAUGCUGAGAUCAAAACAAUUGCAGAAGUCGCUGAGGCCAAUCAGGUACAUCUAACCAUUUUUCCGAAUGUAAUUGUUUUGCUUUAUGGUUAUGAACAUUUGAAUAAAAAUCCGCUUAUGAUUUUAUAAAAUAUUUAGGUGGAGAUUUGCAAAAUCAUAUGUACUAUUGAAGCUAUAGAUACAGAUUGGUCUUGGUUCUACAUUGGUUGUAACCGGCACCAAAAACGUGUACUUAAGAUUCCUAAAGUUGAUUAUAGAAGGAUGACAAAAAAAGAUAAGCCUAUGUUUCGUUGUGAACUUUGUCGUUCUAAUAUCAAUACUGUUGGACCCAAGUAAGUGAUUAUAAUUACUUGAACUAAUUGUUGAGAGUUCAAAUAUUUAGCAAGAUCAAAGUAUUCUUACUAUAUCCGAUUUUUGUUUUUAGAUUCAAGCUACAUCUGGUUGUGAAAGAUGACUCUGCAACAUGUAAUGUGAUGUUGCUAGGCUCUGUUGGUAAGUCCAUCGUUGGAGUGGAUGCUGAAGAAUUAUGGGAUGGCUCAUAUGAGGAGGUAUAUAUUUUUUUAUGAAUUUGUGUUUUGCAGUUACUUUUCUCUACAAUAAUAGUUUAGAUUUAACCCCCAUAUAUUUCUACUAUAUAUCAGAUUGAAGAUCCAGAUAUACUACCAGAACCUAUUCUUAGUUUGGUCGGCAAGUCUUUCUGUUUUGGUAUUUCCAUAUCCUCAGACAAUGUCACAAAUGGAUCCGACACUUUUGUUGUUUUAGAGGUUUGUUCUGGAGAUAAAGUUCUUACUAUCCAGACUGACUCUCAAUCUAAUUCUGAUAUGGUCACAACUUCUUCUACCAUGUCAUCUGGAUCUGUAAGUAUAUUUUUUAAUUAAUUUAUGCUUUACAUUUGUUAUUAGUGUGUGCUUUAUGAUAGUGUCUAACAAUUCCUUGAAAUUUAAAUUGAUUUAGGCCAUGAUGUUGGAUCAAAUUUCCUCUGAUGAGUGUCCAACUCCUAUAACAAAGCGCAAGGAUGAUGAUUGUGACCUACAGGACCUAACAUCUUCUUCCAAGAAACAAUGCACCAAGAUAAUCAAAGAAGAGAAGAUCAAGAAUGAUUAGGCUGAAGAUGAAGUUUCUAUCCGAUAUCAAACUCCUUUCGCUUAUUUUGGUUUUUUUUUGUUAUGCUUUGAUUUAUUCCGUAUUUUGAAUUUGAGGCUUUGUUUUUUUUUUAUAUUUUAAUUUUCUUUAUUUAAUAAUAAGCUGGGUUUUUAUGUCAUUUUUAUGCAUUCUUAAAAUUAAUUUAUAAGACAGUAUAUUGAAAUUACUUAUUACUAAUCAAAACAAGAGCCUAACUAACCAAUCAACUCAUAUAGUUCUAAAGUAAAACUAUACUACCAAUCGUAUUUCUAAAGGAUAAUAAGUUUGGUUAGAAGAGUUUACCUGUCUAUAAGAGUAUGAAUGUUCGAACCUGCUCCAUCAUUGUUUGUCAUCGGAUCUGUGAUUCCAGUACAACAUAAACGUUUUUAGAACGAAUAAAUGUCUUGCGAAGUAAUUUUACUAAAAAAAGCCAUAUCAAUCUUACUAAUAUAAAUGUUAUAUAGUGAAUAAAAAUGAAUGUUACAGAUGUUUAAAUAAAAUAAUUCCUGGAUUAAACUUACUUAUUUUAACUAUUAUCCUACAUUUAAGCAAUUUAUAUAUUGUCAAUCAUAAAUUAUGACCAGAAAAAUAGGAGAUUACCUGAAUAUAUGCAAAUCUCAUAGUAAGCUAAUCCAUUCUUCCCAAAAAAUCUUUCUGAAUAAAUGCCGUGGAAGGAACAUUCCUUCAUCCUCAUUUGUUUCCUGGAGAUUUUAGUCUUGAUAUGGACAGAAGGGAUAUUGUUAUACAAAAAAGUUCAGGAAAACUACUGAGAAUAAACGAGAUUCAUGCUUCCUAUCUUGCACUUCAGUAUCCUCUUUUGUUUACAUAUGGUGAAGAUGGAUUCAGACUUGGUAUUAAGAAAGGAGCAACAGAAAAGACCAAAAAACAAAAGAAGCCUAAUAUCAGUAUGAGGCAAUGGUUUGCUUUUCGCCUUCACGAGCGUAAGAAUGAAUCUCAUUCUCUCCUACAUUCUAGAAGGCUAUUUCAGCAGUUUGUGGUGGAUGCCUUCACCACAAUUGAGUCUAAUCGUUUAAGAUAUUUGAAGAUGAACCAGCCGUCUUUGCGAUCAGAUAGCUAUGAUUCUAUUAAAGAGUCUGAGAACGCAGGAAAAGAGGAUAUGAAUGAGCAAGGAACUGAGUUUACAUUACCAGCUUCAUUCGUAGGGAGUCCUAGAUAUAUGAAGAAUUGUUACUUGGAUGCUAUGGCAAUAUGUAAGCAUUUUGGAUUCCCUGAUUUUUUCAUCACUUUCACAUGUAAUCCCAAAUGGCCAGAGAUCACAAGAUAUGUUAAGGCAAGGAAACAAAAGGCUGAAGACAGAUCAGACAUUAUCUGUAGGAUUUUCAAGAUCAAACUUGAUUCUUUGAUGGGUACUCUAACCAAAAAAAAUAUAUUGGGAGAGACACAGUCAUGUAAGUUAAACCUGUCUGAUCUGUAUAUUUAUAAAAAUUCCAUACGUUUGAAUUUAUAUAAAUUGUGACAAACGUUUUUUUUUACAGCUAUGUACACUGUUGAGUUCCAGAAACGGGGUUUGCCACAUGCUCACAUUCUCUUAUUCAUGAAGAAGUUAAAGAAGCCUACAACAGCCGAUAUUGACGACAUUAUUUCUGCAGAGAUUCCUAACAAGAAGGAAGAACCAGAACUGUAUGAGGUCAUUAAAGAUAUGAUGAUUCAUGGUCCAUGUGGAAGAGCUAAUACCAAUUCUCCAUGUAUGGAGAAUGGUCGUUGCUCUAAGUCAUAUCCUAAAUCAUUUUCUGAGAAGACCACUAUUAACAAAGAAGGUUUUCCGGUUUACAAGAGGCGUGAGCAGUCACAGAACUUUGUUAUGAAGAGUGGAGUGAGGUGUGACAAUCGGCAUGUCAUUCCUUACAACCGGAAGUUAUCUCUUCUAUACAGAGCUCAUAUCAACGUCGAGUGGUGCAACCAAGUUGGGUCUAUAAAGUAUUUAUUCAAAUACAUUAAUAAAGCACAGGACCGCGUCACAGUUGCCGUUGAACCACCAGACAACAUUGUUGCAAGUGAGUUAGGAGAUGUUGAGAUUACUAAAGAGAAUCUUGAUAAGAAAAGAAAUGAACUCAAGGAAUUCUUCGAUUGCAGGUAUUAUUACCGUUGUUGUUCUUUACAGUAUACCAAUUCAUUAAUUUAGCCACUGUUUUUUUACCAAUAUGUUUUUUUUUCAGAUACGUGUCAACAUGUGAAGGAACAUGGAGAGUAUUCAAAUUUCCUAUUCACUAUCGAUCAACUGCUGUUGAGAAGCUUAGUUUCCAUCUCCCUGGAAAGCAAGUUAUUACAUUCAGAGGGAAAGACAAAUUGAAAGCAGUUGUCACUCGAAAGCUCAUUGAAAAUACAAUGUUCUUAGCUUGGUUUGAGUUGAACAAGACUGACUCCUUCGCAAGAACAUUGACCUAUGCUCAGAUCCCAAGCUUCUAUACUUACAAUAAAAGGUUAAAGAAGUUCAACAGGAGGAAACGGGGAUUUGCUUUGGGGAGGAUUAACUAUGCUCCUAGGACCCAAGAAGAUGCUUAUUACUUGCGUGUAUUGUUGAAUGUUGUCAGGGGACCCACGAGUUAUGAGGACAUUAAAACAUACCAAGAUGUUCUCUAUCCGAGCUACAAAGAAGCAUGUUAUGCUCGUGGGUUAUUAGAUGAUGAUCAGGAGUACAUUGAUGACAUAGUAAGAAGAAGUUUUGAGAGCACAGCAAGUGAGCUACGGAAAGUGUUUGUUAUGAUGCUUAUGAGUAACACUUUAUCUAAGCCUAAGUCAGUAUGGGAAAACACUUGGAUGUUUUUAUCUGAAGAUAUUGAGCACUCUAGGAGAAGGAAUUUUAAUAGACCAGGUAUGUUUUUAGAUUUUAAACUUGAUUGUUCAAUUUAGCUACAUGAAUUUAUGUUUCAAGACUUAUAAUUUUAGUUUCUUUCUUGACUUUUUCAUAUUCAUUUUAGGUCUGAUGCUGAGUGAUGACGACAAAAAGAAGUAUGCUUUACUUGAGAUUGAAAAAAUCUUGAAACGAUCUGGAACUUCACUUGCAAAAUUUGAUUCUAUGCCUAAACCGCCAAAGAUAAGUAUCCACGAUGAAAAUGUCUUGGUGCUAGACGAACGCAGCUAUGAGCGUUCUGAUUUGUUAGAGACUCUUCGAAGAGAUCUGCUGAAGAUGACUUGCGAGCAAAGAAAGAUAUAUGAGGAGAUUCUUUCUGCUGUUAAUAAAGGAGAUGGUGGAAUGUUUUUUGUUAGUGGUUUUGGUGGAACAGGGAAAACUUUCCUAUGGAAAUUGCUUUCUGCAGCUAUCAGAUCCAGAGGAGAUAUUGUUCUAAACGUGGCUUCGAGCGGCAUUGCAUCACUGUUGUUGCCUGGUGGUCGGACAGCACAUUCCAGAUUCGGGAUUCCUCUAAAUCCAGACGAGUUUUCUUCAUGUACUAUGAAGCAUGGGAGUGACCAAGCUAAUUUAGUGAAAGCCUCAUCACUUAUCAUCUGGGAUGAAGCGCCUAUGAUGAGCAAGCAUUGUUUUGAGGCUUUGGAUAAAAGUUUAUCUGAUAUUGUUGGGAAACACGACACACAACCAUUUGGUGGAAAGGUUAUCGUGUUUGGUGGUGAUUUUAGGCAAGUUUUGCCUGUUAUAAAUGGUGCUGGUAGAGCUGAAAUAGUUAUGGCCUCACUUAACUCAUCCUAUCUUUGGACGCACUGCAAAGUUCUUAAGCUCUCCAAGAAUAUGAGAUUGCUAUCAGCAGGAUUGUCACCAGCAGAGGCAAAGGAUCUUCAAGAAUUUUCAGAGUGGAUAUUAAAAGUUGGUGAUGGUAAACUUUCAGAGCCUAAUGAUGGUGAGGCAGAGAUAGAAAUUCCCUCUGAAUUUUUGAUUACAGAUUGUAAUGAUCCUAUAGAAGCAAUCAGCGAAGAGAUUUAUGGCACAACAACUUCAUUGCAUGAAAAGAAAGAUGCAAAUUUUUUUCAAGAGAGAGCUAUCCUCUGUCCAACUAACGAGGAUGUUAAUACAGUUAAUGAAUAUAUGUUGGACAAGCUAGAAGGUAAAUUGCGCUAUUUCAUCUAUUGAUUUCGCAGAAGUUGUAGUUGACUCUUAUUCUAGGAGUUUUUGUUUUCU
This is a messenger RNA of Brassica napus (rape), 11129 nucleotides long. Its product is annotated as ATP-dependent DNA helicase PIF2-like. NCBI's taxonomy places the organism in Eukaryota, Viridiplantae, Streptophyta, Magnoliopsida, Brassicales, Brassicaceae. Gene Ontology annotation, biological process: DNA repair; telomere maintenance. The record is from RefSeq and is a predicted model, not a curated record. Bases 9915 to 11081 code for a protein of 388 amino acids. Gene Ontology annotation, molecular function: DNA helicase activity. The transcript has a single exon.